AUGAGUACGUCGGUGAUUGAAGUUAGUGGUGAAAAAGUGAAAGCAAUGUGGGAUAAGAGAUUGACAGAAAUAUUUUGUGAUGUUUGUAUUAAAGAGAUAUUGAAAGGCAAUAGGCGUGGUACUCAUUUCACAAAAGAUGGAUGGUUGAAAAUAAUGACUAACUUUGAGAAAGAAACAGGGUGGAAUCCUAUAAAAAGAACCGUUGAUGCAUCGGAUGAUUGGUGGGAGAGUAGGCUAAAGGUUGUGCCUGAAGCUCAAAAAUUUAGAACAUUGGGCAUUGAUCCUGAAUUCGAAGGGAAGUUAGACCAAAUGUUCAUGGGGAUAGUUGCAACAGGUGAUAAAGCAUGGGCACCUUCUUCUGGUACACUCCAUAGUGAUAUUUUUGAAGAUGUUAACAAUGAAAUACCUGAAGAGAAUGAAGAAGAAAAUGUGAGAAAUGAUGUUCACAUUUUAAAUGAUGUUUACAUUUCAAAUGAUGUUCAAAUUGAUGGAAACGGUCAAAAAAGGAAAAACCCUGAGAUAUCAAGUUCACAUUUUAAAACUGGAAGAAAGAAAUCCUCAAAGCAAAUUGGAGGGGCUGCAAGAUUGUCUAGUCAAAUAGAAAAAUUAUGCAAUGCAACUCACAAUAUGAGUCAAGCCACAUCUAGUUUGACUCCUGUUAUGGAUCCAUAUGGUAUUCCACAAACAGUCAAAGUGCUCGACAGCAUGUCGGAAGAAGUUCCAGAAGCUAGUCUGCUAUACUUUUUCGCACUUAGAUUAUUGCUCAAUAAGGACAAGCGAAUUAUGUUUUUAUCAAUUAAUCCCAAGAUUAGAGCUUUGUGGCUUAAGACGGAAAUGGAGGAUAGCUAA
Molecule: messenger RNA, 849 nt
Organism: Gossypium arboreum
Lineage: Eukaryota; Viridiplantae; Streptophyta; Magnoliopsida; Malvales; Malvaceae
Product: L10-interacting MYB domain-containing protein-like
Exons: 3
Coding region: 1-849 (282 amino acids)
Source: RefSeq, a predicted model, not a curated record